Lycium ferocissimum is the source of this 3446-nucleotide messenger RNA. RefSeq names its product OVARIAN TUMOR DOMAIN-containing deubiquitinating enzyme 12-like. The record is from RefSeq and is a predicted model, not a curated record. Gene Ontology annotation, biological process: protein deubiquitination. Lineage: Eukaryota; Viridiplantae; Streptophyta; Magnoliopsida; Solanales; Solanaceae. The transcript has 10 exons. Gene Ontology annotation, molecular function: cysteine-type deubiquitinase activity. The coding region runs from base 1977 to 3026 and encodes 349 amino acids.
UGGUGAAGUAACGAUGUGUAUGAGUGAUUUUCUUUGUGUUUGUGUCAGUGUGUGUUGAGUUAGUUAAUUUGUUGUAGAAGUGUGUAAUUGAGUGAUAAAUCUGUUUGAAAUGGAUCGAGUUGAUCAAAUUUCGUUGUGAUUGAUUCGGAUUGCGGCUUUGCUCUCUGUAUGUGUUUGUACUGUUUGUGUUGCUUUGCUCAGAUUCCUGUAGAAAUGCGUAAUCGCCAAAUCUGAAAAGAGAAAAUCCAGUGGUUGUUUGUAGGUGAUAUAUGGACUGAGUUGAUCAUUGUUUGUUUUGAUUGAUUGAGAUGGUGUUAUGUGCUGUUUUUGCUUUAGUUUAAUCUUUAAUUUGCUUAUUUUCAGUUCUCUCUUCUGCUUAAUCUGAAAGAUCCAUUGGCAUUUCAUCCCAAAAAUCCGUGUAUUUUGCAUUUGAUCACUGAAUAAUUGAUAAGCUAUCCUGAAGUAAUAGUAGUAACUAUGAGUCAGUAUCAAAGGGAAGAAAUGAUGGUACAGUGAACUGGAGCUUGCUCGGUCUAAUUGUGUGUGUUGUGUGUUUAAAUGACUAAAAAUGGAAUCAACUAUUAUUAAUGUCCUCUGAAUUCAUAAGCUAGUAUAGAGGUUUGGGUAGUUUAUUUGAAUUGCAUGACUGCCUCAUCUAAAAGUUUAAACCCUUAAAGAGGGACACUUUUUGUUUAUCGAGUUUAGGUCUGCACUAGUUGUUAGGUUAAAACUAUAAAAAUGUAAGGAUUUUUCCAAGGGGCCCUGAAAUACCUUGCAUUGCAUUUACAAAAAUUUCAUAUGCAAUUUUGUCCUUUCUCCAAAAGUAUUGUCUAUAUGUGCUGGUCUUCUGAGAUGAUUUUCAAAUAGAGUCUCCCCUUCUGUGUUGUAUGACCAUCAUCAAAGAAUGUUGUUAAGAGGCCCACAUGAAUACAGCAGAAAAACUAGGUACACCUAAUUCAUGGUUCUCAGUCCCUUCAGAAAGUUAACGCGGAUUCUCGUUUUGUACCUAACUAACUAUGCUAAAAUUCCAUAUGUUCUGCAUUGGAUCGCUUGAUAAUUGAAAAGCUAUCCUGAAGUAAAUAGUGUCAAAGGGAAAGAUAAAGAAAUGAUGGUACAGUGAACUGGAGCUUGCUCUGUCUAUUUUUGUGUGUGUGUGUCUGUAUGUGUUUAAAUGACUAAAAUGGAAUUAACUUAUUAAUAUCCUCGGCAUUAAAUUUAAUAAGCUAGUUUAGAGGUUUAGGAAGUUUAUUUGAAUUGCAUGACCGCCUUAUUUAAAAUUUUAAGCUGUUAUAGAGGGACACUUUUGGUUUAUUGAAUUUAGGUCUGCAUAAGUUUGUUAGGUUAAAAGUAUAAACAUGGAAGGAUUUUGCCGAGGUGCGCUGAAACACCUUGCAUUGCAUUUUUUUAAUGCCAAAUGCCAUUUUCUCUUUUCUUCAAAGGUGUCGUCUAUAGGUGGUCCUGUUCUCAGAAUGAUUUUCAAAGAGAGUCUGCCCUUGUGAUUUGAAUGACCAUUACCAAAGAGUGUUGUUAAGGGACCCACAUGAGUUCAGCAGAAAAAGUAGGUAUACCUAAUUCAUGGUUCACAGCCCCUUCAGAAAGCUCGAACGCGGAUUCUCAUUUUGUACCUAACUAACUAUGAAAUCACACCUUAUUGCUUUUAUAAUCUUCAGGCAUUUGUAAGCAAUUGUGUGAGUUCCCUUUUUAGCUUUAGUUGAUCCUAUUUUAGAUCAUUUGAAAAAGAAAACACAAGUAUAUUAUCACUUAUCAUAAAAGAAAACACUGAUGUAUUAGUUCUUUGCACUGUUCUUGUGCUAAAGUUGGUUUGGAGGGAAAUAGAUGUUCUGCUUCUCUCGUAGUACAGCUAAUUAGCUUCUUUUUUUUUUUCUCUCUUUUUAUCAUUCUUAACUGCCUGGCAGCAAUAAUCAUCAGCAUUCAUUGUUGCACGCUUUUAUCUGAUAAAAAGUAAAAUAGCUCAGAUGAUUACGCACGAGCAAGAUCCAGAUGUUGUCCGGUGGGGUCUCCAGUUGUUUGACAGUGAUCCCUACUCUAACUGUGCAUAUAGUGGUGCCAUGCCCCAAAACAGUGUAGAUUACUAUCAGGACCAUUACUUCAAAGGUGAUCAUUUCAGUAUGGAAUCCAGCAAUGAGGAAAAUCACAAUUUCAAUGCACAGUGUCUCCAGGAAGAAUUGGCUCAGCUUUCAGUCGCUGAACCGCCUUCAAUUCUCCAUCAAAUGACAGAACAUACACAAACACAUUUUUAUCCACAAGACUGGUUUAGUCAACCUAUGGGAAACUACAAUAUUGGAGAAGAGAACUGCGAUGAAGAAGAAACUAAUGAUGGAGCUUCCACUUCAUGCUCUAGCCCAGGAGAAGAGUCAUACACUGGGGAGGACUGGUUGUAUUCGCUUGAAUUGACCGAUGAAUACGAUCUUGAUGGUGAAGUAGGGAAAAGACUGAACCAGAUGAUUCCAAUUCCCCACAUUCCUAGAAUCAAUGGAGAAAUACCGUCAAUUGAUGAGGCAACCUUAGAUCAUCAAAGACUUCUUGACCGAUUACAGGUUUAUGAACUAGUCGAAUUUAAAGUUCAAGGUGAUGGGAAUUGUCAGUUUCGUGCUUUGUCAGAUCAAUUUUACCGCACCCCUGAGCAUCACAAAUUUGUCAGACAGCAAGUUGUGAAUCAGCUCAAGUCAUGCCCAGAGAUAUACGACGGAUAUGUUCCCAUGGCCUAUGAUGAUUACCUGAACAAGAUGUCAAAGGACGGCGAGUGGGGUGAUCAUGUAACUCUACAAGCAGCUUCUGAUUCGUAUGGUGUAAAAAUAUUCGUCAUAACAUCUUUCAGAGAUACCUGCUACAUUGAGAUACUUCCCACCAUUCAAAAGUCUGAACGAGUUAUCUUCUUGAGCUUUUGGGCCGAGGUUCACUACAACUCAAUAUAUCCUGAACGAGAUAUCACAGCUGUUGAGAUGAAAAAGAAGUACUUGGCCCUUGCAGAUGAACAAUUGGAAUCUCAAGAUGGUUACCAAUGAUAGAUUGGUAUUAUUAGACACUUCACACAUCUGUUCAACUUCUUCUCAUUUUCAGUCUUAAAUAAUUAUAAGCACUUCUCUAAUUUGUUUAUUCCCUUUCUAGCAGCUAAUACACGAUGUUUGCCGCAAUGCAUCUGCAAAUUAGCAAUAACCAGCUCAGGUGCAGCCAUUUUUUUCUUGACAUUCUUUCUCAAGAGUAAUAUUUGGUUUGGGGUUGAACUUGCACUAUUCAUCUUUGUUAAUCCAGCAGCAAGUCUAACAUUAUUUUUCAUAUUUCUUACCUUCAGUAUGUCUACCUUGAAUGCAUCUGCAAUAAAUACUCAGAUGCAAAUUAUCUUUAAUAGUCAGAUGUACAGGUGAAUAAUCUGAUUUCUGGAAGUAUUAUAUUUUUCUGAUUUAAGUUAACAGCGCUUAUCAUUA